GCUGAAGAACAUUCAGACGGCGCUCCAGUGCUCUGAAGUCCUACAGGCAGGCCUCGCCAACAUCUUCCAGGGUCCCAUGAUGGAUGCACUGAAGGUUGCUGUGAAGGCCCCUGUGCGAGUUGGGCUGUCCCUCUUUGGCACUGCCAUUGACAUCGUGUCCAGCGUCAUCCAGGACGAUCCUUCCAGGGUGCCACAACUGAUAGAGACGAAUGUUCUGCCCGAAGUGAUGGGUGCUCUGAGCAAGGAGACGAUGCGCAGCACUGAGUGCCUGUCCUUCGUGCCUGGCAUUCUGGCCUCCAUUGCUUUGCACGCCGUCAUGCGCCCAACUGUCAGAAAUGUGAAAACUCAGGCUACAGGUUCGUCACCCGUCUUGCAUCUCUCUGCCAUGGCGUUCUGCCUCCUCUAUUCAGACUGGAUCUGUAGGUCUAGAGAGCUGGCGCCUGUUUUCGCCAUGAAGCUCUUCAUCCUAUGUGCUAGACUUGAGUGGUGGUUCAGGUGGGGGAAGACUUCAUCCUGGGACUUGCGUCAAGGCUGCCGCUUUCAGAGUGUUUUGCUCUGGGAUGGGCUUUUUAUGAGCAAAUCGUCAGCCAAAGCCAACUAA
This is a messenger RNA of Symbiodinium pilosum, 601 nucleotides long. NCBI's taxonomy places the organism in Eukaryota, Dinophyceae, Suessiales, Symbiodiniaceae. The record is from the annotation of a GenBank genome assembly.